Molecule: messenger RNA, 654 nt
Organism: Fomitopsis serialis
Lineage: Eukaryota; Fungi; Basidiomycota; Agaricomycetes; Polyporales; Fomitopsidaceae
Exons: 7
Coding region: 1-654 (217 amino acids)
Source: RefSeq, a predicted model, not a curated record
AUGAAUGAUUUCCGCACCAACAUAUGGUCCGUGUUUCAGCCAUUAUACGAGGACAAGUGGGAUCAAGCUAGGUGGGAUGCCGCUGUAGCGCGGUUCAGGGCAACGCACAACCCCGCAGUCGUGGACCGCUUUAUGAAAAAGGCACGGCUGCCAACAUGGGAAGCCCUUGAGGAGCAGAUGAAGAAGGGUCCACCUGCGUUCCUGCGCCCUGGCUGGCGAAGCCCCCUCCUCGGCAAGAGGGUGGACCUGUCAUGGCUCGAUUCGGACGCAUUUGAGUGCAUACGACCGACCAAGGACGGGUGGAGAAACAAGAAGGUAGUCGUGAUUGAAUUCUGGGCAUCGUGGUGCCGGGUACGUGCGGCACCCCCGCUUCCAUGUCAAUUCUCAAUUGGUGUCCCAUCUUCUUCAGCCUUAAUUAACGCGACCAAACCGGACGUCAAGGUCAUCACCUUCAAUCACGAAGGCAUCUUCAACAAAACGGCGAUUGUCGGUCCAUCCCGGAGUGACAUGGACUACCCGAUAUACAUCGACUCGCAUCGCGUCGCCGUGCAAGGUAUUGUGUUCAUCAUCACCACCAAAGACCAAAUAGUGCAUUGGGUUGGCAAUCCGGAGGAGAUGGCCGCUCCGCUUGAAAAGGCCCUGAGUUCUCCGUGA